Closterium sp. Yama58-4 is the source of this 987-nucleotide messenger RNA. Lineage: Eukaryota; Viridiplantae; Streptophyta; Zygnematophyceae; Desmidiales; Closteriaceae. The record is from the annotation of a GenBank genome assembly.
AUGGCCAGGGAGUUGAAGGCCAUGUGGGACAAGAUUGAGCGCGUGAAAGAGCUCACACGCGCCGCUGGUCAGACCCCCAAAAGCGGCCCCAACCAGUACGGAGCGAUGUCCGGCCUCCGUGGCAACGCGUGGGAUGUCCAGGGGAAGGAUGAGGACGGCCCGAACAUGCUCCAUGCAUCAGCGGUGGUCCGGCAACUGCUCACUGGCUUCGGGGCGCCGGAACAGUCUCCGCUUGGUCGAAGCCCCGAUGUCGUGCAGCAUGUGCUUCGGUGUGCGAAGCCGACUCAAGCGCUCUUGGAGAUGAACAGCCAGGCACUUGCGGCGCCUCUUCAGCACGCGCUCGAGGUCCAGGGGGAGAGCGUCGGCCCUCCAGCAGCUGCUACAGCUGGCGGUGGCAGGUCUGGGCCCGACGGUGCAGCCUGUACACAGGUUCCCAGGGUUUCGUACGCUUGUGUGCACCUGUUGAAGGAUGGACUGUGGCACGUCAAAUUGGUGAAGGACCCCAAAAACCUGAGCACGAUCAUGCUCGGCACGUAUGAGGACCAGCUAGUCGGUGCGCGGGCGUUUGCCGCUGCUGUGCAUGUCGUCCGCCGCCAUACACCGGUUCGUGGCCGGGUUUUGCCGCUGCAGCAAGCCGAUCUUGAGAUCUUGAGGGGUUGCACCACCCGCCACGUGGAGUUCUUGGCUAGGCGGAGGGCAUGGGGGAGGUGGGAGCGAUGGCAGACAGAGAUUGAAGAGUUGGGCGGCCUUCCUGCAGCGGCGGAAGGUGAUGCAGAGGCGGCACAAGCCGAGGAGACCGCCGCAACACAAGUCGGUGCUACCGCCACCGCGCCUACCUCUGAGCCACUCACUGCCCCAGUCACCGAGCCCGGUGCUACACCAACCCGUGGUGACGUGGUGGCCGCUGCUGCAACCCCACUUCCAGGGACCGAGGGCGCGACACAGGAAGACGAGGGUGGUGCGGCGACCGUGGGUAAGAUUGUUUAA